Homalodisca vitripennis (glassy-winged sharpshooter) is the source of this 654-nucleotide messenger RNA. RefSeq lists its product as uncharacterized. Bases 133 to 492 code for a protein of 119 amino acids. The transcript is spliced from 3 exons. The record is from RefSeq and is a predicted model, not a curated record. Lineage: Eukaryota; Metazoa; Arthropoda; Insecta; Hemiptera; Cicadellidae.
UCCCCGCGACACAGCCAUGUAAACUGCUCUCUGCCCUACGUCACACUCCGCUCACUCCACGACUUUAUAUUCUCACUGCAAGACUCGUCUUGUACAGAAUAUCCGGCAAGCGGUCGCUUCCUAAGGGUUGCAAUGCUGUGGUCGGUGGUGAUCGCUGUGUGUAUGAGCAUUCUGCUGUCGCCAGUUACCUCUUUCUCCCCGCGAUUCCAAUGGAUUGACUCCGAUGAUAUCCUCGCCCAGGCGCUGAUGGAGGAGCCCACGUCAAGAAUGGAAAACAGAGAACUAGGCGAUGAGCUGAUGGCCGAGAAGCGAGCCCUCUCCGUGCUUUCGAGGUGGAAGCCGUUCACCGACACAUUCCGGUCCAGUGGGCUGCCCAGCCGGUCGCACAUAAUGAGCGAACUGCUGCCCCGCGGGGUGGAAGUGGUGUCGGCCGAGACUCGGGGUACCCUGCGCCCUCAUGGACAGCCUCUGAGGUGGGGUCGACGUCGCUAGCUACAGCCAGACCUCGUGGUCUCACAGCUCCAGUCACGGCACUUGGAGCUCUGAGUCCACGCCAAGCUCUGUAGCCUAAUCCUCGUCUACUGCUACUCACUUCAAUUUCUUCUUAGUUUUGUUCCAACGACUUUGUGAUUAAAACUGCUUUAAAACUCCUGU